Messenger RNA from Octopus sinensis (East Asian common octopus), 435 nucleotides. RefSeq lists its product as uncharacterized. The coding region runs from base 1 to 435 and encodes 144 amino acids. The record is from RefSeq and is a predicted model, not a curated record. The transcript has a single exon. NCBI's taxonomy places the organism in Eukaryota, Metazoa, Mollusca, Cephalopoda, Octopoda, Octopodidae.
AUGGCUACUCAGUGUGGUAAAAUGCUCAACAGUGAUUAUCUCCGGAGACACAACGAAGUUGUGAAGUGUAUUCACCUUAACUUGUGCCGAAUGUAUGGACUCAAAAAAGCAAGACGAUUGAAGGGACAUUCUGUUCAGUCAACACUGUCGACGGGAAAAGUUGAAAUCAGGGUUGAUUCGACAAUCCUCACCGAAACAAAAGUAGAAUACAACAAGCCAGAUAUCUUUGUCCACGACAAAGUCAGAAACGAAAUAAAUCUAAUUGAAGUGGGUAUUACUUCACAGGAUCGCCUCAAGCAAGUGGAGGUUGAAAAGUGUCACAAGUAUGACCUAUUGGCAAGUGAGCUUUCGCUUCUGUAUAGCUGUCAAGUAAAAAUAAUUCCUGUGGUUAUGACAUGGGUGGAGUUGUCUCGAAAUGCUUCAAAAAUUAUAUGA